Daucus carota subsp. sativus is the source of this 1316-nucleotide messenger RNA. Its product is annotated as rac-like GTP-binding protein RHO1. Bases 391 to 984 code for a protein of 197 amino acids. The record is from RefSeq and is a predicted model, not a curated record. Gene Ontology annotation, biological process: cortical cytoskeleton organization; small GTPase-mediated signal transduction; regulation of actin cytoskeleton organization. Gene Ontology annotation, molecular function: GTP binding; protein kinase binding; GTPase activity. Gene Ontology annotation, cellular component: cell projection; cytoskeleton; cytoplasmic vesicle. NCBI's taxonomy places the organism in Eukaryota, Viridiplantae, Streptophyta, Magnoliopsida, Apiales, Apiaceae. The transcript has 7 exons.
ACAGAUUGAAACAAAAAUGAAAGAGAUGUUAGAAGAAAGAGAAACGACAAAGAAAGCGAGAAAAGCGGUGAGGGAGGAGGGGAUGGUAAGUUUGUUUUGGUCAUGAAAUCGAACGCAUCAAUAGCAAUGUUUUUCGCGUAAAUAUAUACAUACGUAUAUUUUACUCUCAGUUUUGUUUCUCUCUCUAGAAUUAGAAUUACUUGGUUGUUGAUUUUAUUACCAUUCCUCUCUGAUUCCUCUAUCCAAAACCACCAUUUUCCCAAUUCAAUCGAAACGGAGAUAAUAAUCGUCAUUAUCGCAUCAUCUUCAGGUCUUCUUUCUCGAAGAUCUGAGUUUAUAUAACAACAAUUGUCAUUACCUUUACAUCCGUAGAUAUAGAUUCAUUACACUAUGAGCGCUUCUAGAUUUAUUAAAUGUGUUACCGUCGGCGAUGGUGCUGUAGGCAAGACCUGUUUGUUGAUCUCUUAUACCAGUAACACCUUCCCCACGGAUUAUGUGCCAACAGUGUUCGAUAAUUUCAGUGCAAAUGUAGUUGUCAAUGGAGCAACUGUGAAUCUGGGCCUGUGGGAUACCGCUGGACAGGAAGAUUACAAUCGGUUAAGACCACUGAGUUACCGCGGGGCAGACGUUUUUAUAUUGGCAUUCUCUCUGAUUAGCAAAGCUAGCUAUGAAAAUGUUUCCAAAAAGUGGAUUCCGGAGUUAAAGCACUACGCCCCUGGUGUACCAAUAGUGCUUGUGGGAACAAAGCUCGAUCUACGGGAUGAUAAGCAGUUCUUUGUCGACCACCCUGGUGCUGUACCAAUAACUCAAGCUCAGGGAGAGGAGUUGAGGAAAACAAUAGCAGCACCUUCCUACAUUGAAUGUAGUUCAAAAACACAAGAGAAUGUAAAGGGUGUUUUCGAUGCUGCCAUUAAAGUUGUGCUCCAACCACCCAAGACGAAGAAAAAGAAGGGAAAAGCUCAAAAAGCCUGCUCUAUUUUGUGAAGACAGAUAGGUUCAGAAAGAUAGCUUUUACCCAUCUCCCUUUGAUACGUCUCCAUUAAAGUACUAGUGAUUGCCGUGAAGACAUGUUCUUGAGUGUGUACUGGUGCUGAUUCCUAUACUUUUUGCUUCUGAGUAACACUAGCGUAGUAGGCCACCUCAUUCUGCUGCUGGUUUUAAAUUUUGUUAAAGUCCUGAUAAAAUAGGUCUUCUUAGGAAAACAAUUUCAUUUGUUGCUUCACCUAGUACUUUAAAGGCUGUUUUUAGUGAUUUCUAAAUAGUUAACUCUGUUAAAUGCAUGUUGUUUUUCUAUGGAAUCUUUAAAUUUUUGCUUA